Messenger RNA from Peronospora matthiolae, 5073 nucleotides. The record is from the annotation of a GenBank genome assembly. NCBI's taxonomy places the organism in Eukaryota, Oomycota, Peronosporomycetes, Peronosporales, Peronosporaceae.
AUGGAGUCGUCACUCUCGCCAGCCGCGUCGCCGCUUUCGCAGGCCGAAUCAGCGACCGCGAGCGCUGAGGACACGAUGACGCACUCUCUGGAGACGCGUGUGUUCCACUUGUCGCAGGACCUCACGCAGACGGACCCGUCCUCGGCGUCUGCGCUGUCGGACGACGAGACCAGCACGAAGCUCAACAUGAUCGCCGAGACGCUCGAGGAGGUGGAGACAAAUUUCCGCAAGGAGCGGACGUCGCCAUAUCGUCGCGACGGCCACUUGAUAGGCAAUUUGUUGCAGGAGCUUGCACAGAAUGAGGAUUUUUACCCUAUGCUCGAAGAAAAACUUUCGGAUCGAAGUGGAAGUCGCGUGAAAGCAGCGACGUGUCGACUGUUGUUGGCUACAGUGCCAGUGAAUAGCCGAGCGAUUGUGCACAUGUUGGACGCUGAUGAUGAGAUGUUGGGACGUGUGUGUGGGUUCGCGAUAGAUAGCGAUCCAGCAUUGCGAUGUUAUGCUACUGGACUCUUGUCCGUAGGACUGCGGGACCGCUCGAUUGCAGACACAGUUGUAAAUACUGACACACCCGUCAAGUUGCUGAAGAGAGCGCGAAUGUUUGCGUCUAAAUUGGAAAAAGAGCGGCAGCAAGCAGUCAAGUAUAUUCAAGACCAUCUGUGUUUGCUUGCAACUUCACGCCACAAGAAGAUAGUCAACAAUGGCGGAAGCGGGUCCACAAAAGCGCUGAUGACGCAGCGGUCGUUGAAGCGCAAGCACUUGGAAAGCAUCAAUAGUCGCAAUACGGGUCACGGAAAUGACUGCAUGGAAAGUGGGGACACUGCUUCGGACUUUGGUGCUGACGAAGAUGAGCCGACUGCUACUGUUCCAAGUCAGCCAUCGUUCUCGACCUCAAGUCAUGAAGAAGAUACAAUGGGAAGUUUUGGUGAAGAUGGGGUCGUUGGCAUGCCAAAUCUCGACCAUCAUGAAGAAGAUUUUAAGCGUCUAGUGAUGCUGGAGCUGUUGUAUACUUUGGACUGUUUGGGGUCGAUGGGUGAAUACUUGGAGAUGUUUGCGCCAGCGCUGAAGGAAGACAUCGUCGGAACGAUCAUUACAUUCUUGCACAGCAAGAACCCCGCCGUGAUAUCCCACACAAUGACACUGACGUCUCACUUCCUUGCUCACAAGAAAUUUUCUCUCACUUUGGUUGAAAGUGGAGGAGUGGAUUUACUGUUUUCUGUAUUCAAAGCACAACAGGCUGCUGGUCAGUUAGGUCUAUUGGACCGUAGCCUGUCAAUGUGUUUGCAUGGAUUCGCUUCGUCGUCAGCUGUUGUUGAACGGCUUGUAGUGGCAAACUCGGAAAAUAUGUUGUCAGCCGCAUUUACGCUGCUUUCUAGCCCGAAUGACCGAGCAAGGCAGAAUGCGGUGGUUUUCUUUGGUCUGACCCUAGGCUUCAGGGUUAUACUUGAUUACUUUGAAAAGCAUAACGGGUUGUACACUGUGCUAAAUAUCAUUCGUGCUGGCAAGCAUCCCAAAUCUUCGGCACAAAGGCAACUCGCUCAAGACGCAUGUUUGUGCUUGCGUCAAUACGUGCACAUGCAUAUGGCAUUAGUGACUCAUCGAUUGAGGAAAAAGCUGGCUCAACUGAAUCAUCCAUCGAACCGGGUAUUGAACGCAGUGCCUGCACUAACAGCGGCCACUGCAACGUCACGUAUCCCAGCACGAGUUCCGAAAAUGACGUGGUCGAAAGCUUUUGAUCUCGACGACAAAAGUCACGAAGUCAACAUGGUGUUUUAUGAGAAGUAUCGUUUUAGUGCCACCAGUGGCAACUCCAGUAACUCGUGGUCUGCUGCGACUGGCCCGAGCGGUGGGAUGUGGGCUCCUGCUGCCAAGUUGAGUCAUUUGCGGGGCAUACUCGUGCUUCUUGAGGUUAUAGCUAUGAUGUGCUCAGUACUGCAAAGCACCGAUCCGGAGGCUAAUUCUUGUACGAUUCGAAUUUGGACCGCAGAGCGCGCACAAUUUUGUUUGGAUUGCCUUCGGGUGUUGACGCUUGUGGUCCCAUCUCUGGCCAAUGAAGUGUGUUCAACAGAAGUGCUGAUAGAUGAAGGGGGUAGCACUUCAAAACAGCUCGGUAUAACUAUCUUGCUAGAUAUUGCGAUGAGCAGUAACCCGAGAGAUUCCGAGCUGGUACGCAGUGUGUUACAAGUGUUUUGUAACUGUGUAUCCCCUCCUCACCAAGAAGACUGUUGGCAACAUCCGUACAAAGACAUUCGGCAGUACACUCUGACAGCUCGGAGCAUGCGAGCGCAGAAGGAUGACAAGUUGCAGCGUGUAAGCUCAGAGGCGACAGACGAGGAAUCGAGUGCAAUUACACCUGACAGUUGUGUGAACUGCUGUCCGAAGGCUAAAGAUGACAAGAUGUUACGACCCGUGCGAAAGUUGGCUCGUGAGCGAAAUGCAAUUAAAGUGUGUGUGUACCUACUUCGCUACAAGCGCUCUGUUCAAAACGCUGAUGUCAUUCGAUUGCUGGCGACUCGAGCUUUGCUGGGACUUUCCCGUGACCGUCAUAUUUCCCAAAUUAUCGAGAAGAUGCAAGUUGGGCAAUUGCUGUCUGACAUGAUUCGGAGUGAUCCUGUUUUGGAGGAAAAUGCUGACAUUCAUGUACGCUUUCGAGAAUCUGCUUUGGAUUUGAUUUCUCACGUGACGCAUCGGGCGUCCAGCGUGGUAAUAAACGAGGCAACGGACCCAACGGUAAAGAAGAUCGAAAAGGCGAGCAUUGUUGCACACACGAAAAUUUCUUACGACGAGAACGAGCUUUUGCGAUUGAUUCACGAUCAUCUGCUAAAGAAAGGUUUGCGUCAUGCUGCAGCAGCGCUUGUAAACGAAGCGAACGUUUUUGCAGAGAGGGCACGUAAAGCUCUUCCUACUUUGGAUGCACUGUUGUCUCGGACAAAUGAAGUUGUAGGUGAAGUGGAAAAGCCUUUUUCGAAUUUGAAAGGGUCACCGUCACUUGGAAAGCAGGCAGUUGUUAAUCACGCAGUACCACCUGGCGUUUUAGCUCGGAGUGAGAGUGGGCAUUCAAUGGACAGCGAUACAGCACGUCCCAAGAAAAUGCAGCGGUUGUCAACGUCGAUUGUGCCCGAGGUUAAGAAUAUGCGGAUUGCAGAUGCCGCGGGCCCUCCUCGAAAAUUGGACUGUGAGGGUGGACAUGUCAUGUCGUCCGUUCCAUCCACUUUGUACCGAAAACGGAUGCGACAAGCGCUCCAUAAACCGCAUUUUUUUCAAGACAUAGCUGUGGAACGAUCGGCAGCAUCUCCCCGAGGCGUCGUCGAGGCAGCUUGCUCCGACGCUUUGCAAAAGCUUCCGACAAGUACGCGAUGUAAUUCGAACGACGAUGGAGUUCUUGCAUCUGCAACAAGCAAGCUGGAUGAAAUAAUCACGCAUUAUCUAAGAGAGCAGCACCGCCAAUGUGCUAACCCUGUUACGACUGUGCCACCGUUUAAGCUAUUGGGCAAAGGAGCGCAGCACCGCUGCCCAGAUCCAGCUACAACCGCAUUGUCAAAGCUAAGCGUUUGUUCUAGACUAUUGCGGCGUAGCCGGACGGGUUAUCGUGUCGGGUCUUCGGCAUUCUCAUCAUAUAAUGUUGAUGCUGGGAUUGACCGUUAUGUGUUCAGCCGCUACCGGCCAUUCCGUACCGUCGGGGCUCACAUAGGGGCGUUUGCGUGGGGCGGGGUAAGCGUGGCUCGAUUCUACGGCCAGGAUCAGCAAGAUAUGUUGAUUGGCAAUCACGAUGGUGAGUUACGUCGAUUCAGCAUCGAGUCUGAUGCAGUUGUGGAAGAAUGGACCUGUCAUUCGCCAUCGAGUGCUAUUGUCGAUUUGGAAACAAACGAAUCGACGUCCGUGGGUUGUCAGAGUCGAUUGCUACUAACUGGGGCUGUUGCGCUAUCGGAGCUUGCUGUAAACGAAGUUGCACUCUGGGAUGCGAACGACUCGGGUGCGCUCGUAGAGCGAUGGCGUUUUAAGGGUGGUCUUCGCCCUCAAUUCAAUCAUUACGGCGACCGCGUUGUUACACUUGACGCCAGCUCUAAUGAUGAUGACAUUGGAUUGGGAGGGCCAGGCUGUGUCGCCAAUGGUGCUGUUGUUCUGGACAUUGCUACAGGAGACGUGUUGUGCGACUUGAAGGAUGCAAUGCGCUCGAAUGGCUAUGGUGCAGAAACUAAUUGUUGUUUUUCGCCUUGCGACAGCACAAUCCUUACGGAUGGUAUGCUUUGGGACGCUCGCAUUCCGACACGCGCAUUGUACAAAUUUGACAAGCUGUCAAAUGUCGGCUGUGGCUUUUUCCAUCUGAAUGGCAAUGAAGUGAUCGUGAACUCGGCAGUGUGGGAUCUUCGUACGUAUCGGUUGUUACGAAUGGUGCCUGCAUUGGACAAGUGCAGCAUCAAGUUUAGUUCUUCCGGUAGUGUGUUGUUUGCGUAUUAUCCAUACGCGGGAGGCAACUACUUGGAACGCAGAAAAUCUAAGCUGAAGUCGUGGUUCCGCGUGCUGGAUGCACGUGACUACAGAGAUAUCGCGACCGUUGAUCUUGGUCGUCCCGUAUUCGACCUCAGUCUGAACACUAAUAGCACAGUUUUGUCUGUCGUUGAAGGGCGAUUUCUAAAGGCUGGGGAUGUGGACGAUAAUGAUUCCAUCAGUCGCCUGUAUGACAUUGGACGGAAGCGUUCUACCGAAGACGACUCUGAUGUAGAAGAUGGUGAGGGUGACUCGGACACAUUGGAUGACGAUGAGUACGACGACGAAAGCUCUCGUGACGAAGAUGACGAAUUUGAUGAUGAUGAUGAUGACAUGGACGAAGAGGACGACGAGACGUCCGAUUCGAACUUGGAGGAGAGUAACAGCUCUGGAGAAGAGGACGAUGGAGACGAAGAGAAUGAAAUAGUUGCUGCACAUAUUCUUGCUAUCGACAACGAUGAAGAUGGCAACGGGUCGAUUUUGUCCACCCAUGACCUCGGGUACCUGCUCGACCUUCCUGAUGCAACCUACUACAAUGUCCAUGGACAAUACUCGAGUGAUGAAGACGACGCUGAGGAAGACGAGUAG